Messenger RNA from Sceloporus undulatus (fence lizard), 6978 nucleotides. RefSeq names its product synaptojanin 1 (gene SYNJ1). The record is from RefSeq and is a predicted model, not a curated record. Gene Ontology annotation, molecular function: phosphatidylinositol-4,5-bisphosphate 5-phosphatase activity; nucleic acid binding. Gene Ontology annotation, biological process: brain development; synaptic vesicle endocytosis; phosphatidylinositol dephosphorylation. Lineage: Eukaryota; Metazoa; Chordata; Lepidosauria; Squamata; Phrynosomatidae. Gene Ontology annotation, cellular component: presynapse; perinuclear region of cytoplasm.
CCACUACUUCCGGUGCGGGGGCGGGGCAAUGCGGAAGCGGCGGCCCUGCCGGGGCGGAAGUGACGUUACCGCUUCGGACAGCGGCACGAAGAAGCUCCCCUGGAGCUGGCAGAGGAGGAGGAGGAGCUGUUCUGCCUCUUAACAAAGGAAAAAUGGCAUUCAGUAAAGGUUACCGAAUCUAUCAUAAACUGGACCCACCACCAUUCAGUGUGAUAGUAGAAGCCAGAAACAAGGAGGAAUGUCUCAUGUUUGAGUCUGGAGCUGUAGCUGUUCUCUCAUCUGCAGAGAAAGAGGCAAUCAAGAACAUGUACUCCAAGGUAAUGGAUGCAUAUGGACUUCUAGGUGUAUUAAGAUUAAAUCUUGGAGACACAUUGCUGCAUUAUUUAGUACUUGUCACAGGAUGUAUGUCUGUGGGAAAGAUUCAAGAAUCUGAAGUUUUUCGUGUUACUAGCACUGAUUUAAUAUCAUUGCGAAUUGAUCCCUCCGAUGAGGAACGCAUCUCUGAAGUGCGCAAAGUUUUGAAUUCAGGAAACUUUUAUUUUGCAUGGUCUUCUACUGGGGUCAGUUUAGAUCUUAGUCUGAAUGCCCAUCGUAGCAUGGAGGAGCAAAGCACUGAUAACAGAUUCUUCUGGAACCAAUCGCUGCACUUACAUCUUAAACACUAUGGAGUGAACUGUGAUGACUGGUUGUUACGUCUCAUGUGUGGAGGAGUAGAGAUUAGGACAAUUUAUGCAGCUCAUAAACAAGCAAAGGCUUGUAUUAUUUCACGACUAAGCUGUGAACGUGCUGGGACAAGAUUUAAUGUUCGAGGAACAAAUGAUGAUGGUCAUGUGGCCAAUUUUGUUGAAACUGAGCAGGUGAUAUUCCUAGAUGAGUGUAUUUCAUCUUUUAUACAAAUUCGUGGAUCUAUUCCAUUAUUUUGGGAGCAACCUGGUUUACAAGUUGGAUCUCACCGUGUUAGAAUGUCAAGAGGAUUUGAAGCAAAUGCUCCAGCUUUUGACAGACAUUUUCGUACUCUUAAAAAUAUGUAUGGAAAACAAAUAAUUGUGAAUCUCCUUGGAUCAAAAGAAGGCGAGCAUAUGCUUAGCAAAGCCUUUCAGAGCCAUUUGAAAGCAUCUGAACAUGCUGAUGACAUCAAAAUGGUGAACUUUGACUAUCAUCAAAUGGUCAAAGGUGGAAAGGCAGAAAAGCUACACACGGUUCUUAAACCACAGAUCCAGAAAUUCUUAGAUUGUGGGUUUUUUUUCUUUGAUGGAAAGGAAGUUCAGAGAACUCAGAGUGGUACUAUACGAACAAACUGCUUGGACUGUCUGGAUAGAACAAACAGUGUGCAAGCUUUUGUUGGCUUAGAGAUGCUAACAAAACAACUGGAAGUUUUAGGUUUGACUGAAAAACCUCAGUUGGUUACUCGAUUCCAAGAAGUAUUUCGGUCCAUGUGGUCUGUUAAUGGGGAUUCAGUCAGCAAAAUCUAUGCUGGAACUGGGGCCCUUGAAGGAAAAGCAAAGCUGAAAGACGGUGCACGUUCUGUGACCAGAACAAUUCAGAAUAACUUUUUUGAUAGUUCAAAGCAGGAAGCUAUUGACAUUUUGUUGUUGGGGAAUACUCUAAAUAGUGAUUUAGCAGACAAAGCACGAGCCCUUUUAACCACCGGCAGUUUACGUGUUUCAGAACAGACAUUGCAAUCAGCAUCAGCAAAAAUAUUGAAGAAUAUGUGUGAGAAUUUUUACAAGUACUCAAAGCCAAAAAAAAUUCGAAUUUGCGUUGGUACAUGGAAUGUCAAUGGUGGAAAGCAGUUUCGAAGCAUUGCCUUUAGAAAUCAAACUCUCACUGACUGGCUGUUAGAUGCACCAAAGAUAGCUGGCAUCAGUGAAUUUCAAGAUCGAAGGAGCAAGCCUGUUGAUAUCUUUGCUAUAGGAUUUGAAGAAAUGGUAGAGCUAAAUGCAGGAAACAUUGUGAGUGCAAGUACAACUAAUCAAAAGCUAUGGGCUGCUGAAUUGCAGAAGACUAUUUCAAGAGAUUACAAAUAUGUUCUGCUGGCUUCAGAACAGUUGGUGGGUGUCUGCCUCUUUGUAUUCAUCCGACCUCAGCAUGCACCAUUUAUCAGGGAUGUUGCAGUUGAUACAGUGAAGACUGGCAUGGGAGGAGCUACUGGUAAUAAGGGAGCAGUAGCAAUUCGGAUGUUGUUCCAUACUUCCAGUCUCUGUUUUGUAUGCAGUCACUUUGCUGCAGGACAGUCACAAGUCAAAGAGAGAAAUGAAGAUUUCAUUGAAAUAUGUCGAAAACUAAGCUUCCCAAUGGGAAGAAUGCUUUUUUCCCAUGACUAUGUUUUCUGGUGUGGUGAUUUUAAUUACCGAAUUGAUCUUCCUAAUGAGGAAGUAAAAGAACUAAUUCGGCAGCAGAACUGGGAUGCGCUUAUUGCAGGAGAUCAGCUUGUUAAUCAGAAAAAUGCUGGUCAGAUAUUUAGAGGUUUUUUAGAGGGAAAAAUAGCUUUUGCCCCUACUUACAAGUAUGACUUAUUUUCGGAUGACUAUGAUACCAGUGAAAAAUGUCGUACACCAGCUUGGACAGAUCGCAUACUGUGGCGGAGAAGAAAAUGGCCUUUCGACCGAUCAGCAGAAGACAUGGAUCUUCUAAAUUCCAGUUUUCAUGAUGAAAGUAAACUUAUAUAUACAUGGAGUCCUGGAACCUUGUUGUAUUAUGGAAGGGCAGAGCUGAAAACAUCUGAUCAUAGGCCUGUUGUUGCAUUGAUUGAUAUAGAUAUCUUUGAAGUUGAUGCAGACGAGCGACAUAACAUUUACAAGGAAGUAAUCGCAGUACACGGACCACCUGAUGGUACUAUAAUGGUAUCCAUCAAAGGGUCUCCAUCAGAAGAUAAUUAUUUUGAUGACAACUUAAUUGAUGAACUUCUUCAAAAGUUUGCAACUUACGGUGAAGUUAUACUCAUAAGAUUUGUGGAAGACAAAAUGUGGGUGACGUUUUUGGAAGGGAGCUCUGCUUUGAAUGUUCUGAACCUUAAUGAUAUUGAGCUCCUUGGGAAAACUAUCUAUAUUAAUUUGAAAAGCCCAGAUUGGAUUAAGAGUUUGGAAGAAGAGAUGAGCCUGGAGAGAGUUAAUAUUGGAUUGCCUUCAUCAACAAGUUCCACUUUGCUUUGUGAAGAUGCAGAAGUUACUGCAGAUUAUGAUAUGGAAGGUGAUAUUGAUGACUAUAGUGCUGAAGUAGAAGAAAUUCUUCCCCAGCAUCUACAGCCAACAGUAGGCUCUGGUCUUGGAGCAUCACCUGGUUCUUCACCUCGUUCAAGUCCCUGCCAGUCACCUACACUAUCAGAUGGGCCACCUCCAACCCUUCCAUCAAGACCAAGCAGAGCACCUAAUAAGACUCCUGGUCUACCUUCAUCUUCUCAAGGUUCUCCAGUAGAUUUUCAACCAGUUACUCAAAGAGAGUCUACUCAAGGCUUGGAACCAAAGCGCCCGCCUCCACCCCGCCCUGGAGCACCUCCUGCUCGUCCUGCACCACCACAGAGACCACCUCCACCAUCAGGGGGUAAGAGUCCUGCACCUGCUAGAAAAGAAUUUGGAGGUCUUGGUACUCCUCCCAGUCCUGUUGUACCUAGGAGAGAAGAAGUUCAGAAAAGCCCUGGGCCACAAAGAAGAGACAUAGUUCAGAGUCACUCACCACCUCUGGCUGGAGUAACAACCACAGGAACAUCUGGAUACAGUACCUGUAGACCGACCAUUCCUCCCCGAGCUGGAGUCAUAAGUGCACCCUUAAGUCAUGUACAUCCUCCCAUGGGAAGACACACACCUGAACUCCAACCGAAACCAGCAGAACUGCCAAGAGGAUCCCCUAUACUUCCUGAACCUCUCAAACCACAGGCUGCAUCUCCUGUUCAUUCCACCUCUCAGCAGUCUUCUGUCCUAAAGAUGCAGGAACCUCUUAUACCCGUGAUAGCUCCAUCUCAAACACCUUCUCCACAAAACUUGGAAGCACCCCCGCAGCCACCCCCACGUAGCAGGUCAUCUCAGAAUUUGCCUUCAGACCCCAUUCCUUCAGAGAAACAAAUUAAAGCAAAUGGAAUUCAUGCAAUUCAGCUUGAAACAACGCUAAACAACGAUCCUUUUGAAGAUCUGUCUAGUCAGCUGCUUUCGGCACCCAAGAUUCAGACAUCAGUUCGAAUAUCACCAGUACCUUUAAACCAAAAGAAGUUGACAAAGUUGCCUUCUGCAACAGACAGUUUUAAUACUUUGAGUAACACAAAUUGCAUGCCAGCAGUACCACUUAUUCCAACAUAUAGUAAACCUGAAGAGCAUAAGUCUAGUUCUUCAGAUCUAUUUGCUGCUAACACAAACCCAUUCACUGAAGAAACAAUUAGUGCUGGAAAUCCAUUUAGAACAGAGAUCCAAGAAUCUGGAGCAACUUCGUACUGCUCAAUUGAAGGACCUGCUGCAUAUACAUACCCACCUCCAAAGCUUUCUAGUGAUCAAAUAGGCAAGGCCACAUUUUCUGUCAAUGUGUUUAAAGAUGAUUUUCAUUUGCGAAGCGCACCUUCUACUGUUAACACUGGAAAACCAAAAGGAUGGGUAACAUUUGAAGAAGAGGAUUUUAUGUUGAAGGUAAAAUCAGCAGACAAUCUCACUGAAUUAAAAAGAGCCAGUUCCCUGAAAACAACGUCUUUUCCAGUGUCUCUGGGCACUGAUCAAAAUAUCUUUAGCUCAGACUCUGUCAUUUACAACAUCCAGAACAAAAGCUCAGAUUCUUUCCAUCCAUUACCAGCAAGACCCCCGCCUGCACCUCCUAUACCAUCCAGGUCCACCAGCACCAGAUCAGCCAUCAACCCUUUCAUUCCCUUGACACCUAAAGUUUUAUCAAAUCAAGAUUUUACAGAAAGAUAAAUUCUUUUAAACUGGGUAUUUAAGUUAAGAGUAUCCAGUAGAUUGGGCACUGAUAUAAUUCUUCGUGUGCAAUAAUUUGGUCACAUGCACUGAACCUUAAAUAUUAAAUGACUAUGUACAAAAUAUAAAGCUGAGUCUGUAUAUAUGGUAGUGCACAAAGCUAAUUCUGUAACUGAUCUGAUUAUGCCUCCUCUGAAAAGGCACAAUGCAGGAGAAGAUAUUUAAAUCCCAUUGUAAUUCAUAGGACUCUAGUAGAAAAUUAAGUGUUCUUCCCACUGAUGAAAAAUAAUACAAGCCACAAGUAUUACUUUCUCUGAACAGUGCACAUAAUUCAUAUUAUUUCUGUUUCUUAUGUAAGGUUUUAAAUACUAUUUUAAAUAUUUGCCUUUCUGAUAGAACCUAUAAUUAAUUCAGUUAUCUGUUAAUCCAUGUAUUUAUAAGUAUUGACCAAAGAACUGCCAAAGUUUAAUUAAAAUAUUGACUGUUUAAGGGUAAUAUUGGGGGAAAUAAAUUCUAUUCCAGAGGUUUAUGAAUAUUUGAUAGGGUGAAUUUCACAUAGGAAUGAAAGAAACAUUUAAGUAAAUAGCAUAUAGUAAUAUAUAUUAUGUUUCACUGCAAAUAUAUUAUUUUACACAUGUGGGAAAUGUGAUUUAAUCAUAAUCCAGUUUUAUUUUUGCUUUCAACACAAUACAAGUUGAAGAACUUUCCCAGUCUAACUUACCAGAAAAAGAUGAAUCUUUGUUAAACAUAGAGCAAAAUCUCAUAACUGAAGGAUACAUUGCAGUCACUUUUGAAAUGAAGAUUUGGGCAAAGAAGUGAUUAGAUAUAUAGUCCAUGCAUUUCAAUUUUGUUUGCUUCCUAUAUAUAGAAGUGCUAUGUUUCAAAUUUGGUUUCAGAGGAACAGACUAUUUUUGUACUGUUUUGUUAAUUUUUUUUAGAAGUAUCACCUUCCUAAGAUAGAAACAAGAUGUCAAAGUCACAUAGAAUGUUUAUUGGGCAUAAUUUUAUUACUGGUUGCACAAUGCUUUGUAAACUCAAAAAUGGGUAUGAUCCUGUGUGUUUGCAACAAAUGGCAUUUAAAUGUAGUAUUUUAGUGCCAUGAAGGAAACUUGGUUUUUUCCCCUCCUCAAUAAUACUUUGUUAGAUUAGUUAGACUCCCUUUCUUAUUCUUGUUGUCACAACUAUUUAUAUUGCUUCUUAGCUUUUUUAAAUUUGUGAAAGAUACUUUUUUUAAAAGGGUCUCACCAAAUAAGUCUGGUCUUAUUACUCUAUUAGCAGUCUGCUCUUAUACUGAUUAUUAGCACAGUCUGUUCCUUCAUAACAUGUGAGUGAACCACAAAAUUCCUUGGAGCAGGAAAAAUAAAACUACAUUUCUAAAUUCCUUAAUAAUAUACCAAUAUAUUUGUAUAAAUCAUCCCGUUUAACAAUGCAUAUCUAUAACUGCAAUUGAGAAAAGAAGUAAAUACAGCAAGUUCUAUAUUGUGCUUUUAAAAAUACUUGUACAUUUUGAAACAGCAGUGGUGUCAUAAUAUAACUUUUGUGCUUCCGUAUGUGACUUAAACUAGUUAAAAUGCUGGUUAUUAACAUCUAUGUGAUUGUGCUUUGGUAUAAUAUGUUAGCAAAGCAAUUGUGUUCUGGAAAGUUAGUGCAAAUUACAGUUCAAUGAUAUGUGGUCCUUGUUUAAAUAUUUAAUUUCAAUUAUUACAGUUUUUCUGUAGUAUUUAAAAUACAGGCCCCAAAGAUCUUCAUUCAGCUACAAAAUCUGGCAAUGUAAUACUGCAAAAAUUGCAACAAAGCACCUACUUGCAAAGAAUGAAUAAUUAAUCAUCAUAGUGUCUAUUGCUGAAGGUGAUAACUAGUAGGAAGUCAAAAUUAGCAAUUAAGUUAAAAAAUGUUAUAUAUUUUCAUGGAGUGUGUUCCCUGUGGCAGAUUGCUUUGUUAAUGUGUAACAAAUUAUUGCUUGUUGUACACACAAUAUUUGACUAUAUCUAUUAUAAAACUACAGUAUUAAUUCAAUAGUCUACAAUAUUCCAUACAUAUCCUGUGAAAUGUGAAGUUGCAUUAAUGAAAUAAAUAUACCCAUCUUUCA